Molecule: messenger RNA, 1648 nt
Organism: Tuber melanosporum (Perigord truffle)
Lineage: Eukaryota; Fungi; Ascomycota; Pezizomycetes; Pezizales; Tuberaceae
Exons: 4
Coding region: 365-1039 (224 amino acids)
Source: RefSeq, a predicted model, not a curated record
CUUCAACUCAGUCUUUCAAGGGCAUCCAUCGUCCAUCUUCGCAUUCCUUUCGGUCUUCAACCGCCUGCCAUUCUUUACUUUCGUUUUAUUUCGUUUCUCGCCCUUUCCGCAUCACCGGAAUCAUCCCCACAUUUCUCGCGACGCAGGCCGUCUAAUUUUCUGUUCGAUUUUCAAGCAAAUUUUCAACCUACACUCACCAGUCAUUCUCUGUGGUUCAAGGGUUUCUGUCGAUUUCUUCCCCUCUCUUCCGGACAGGCUCCCCCGACCGAUCUCACCGAACCUUAAUUUGCGGGUUUCGAUAGCUCACGAAAGAAGGGGAGAGAAAAAGAUCAAACUAAACGAGUCCGAAAGAAAUCGCGGAAAAAUGGUCGGCUCAGUAGUGGCAUACUAUGUUGGAACAGACAUCAUCUUCUUAGGAACCGGUAUUCUGCUCAUAUCCGCUGCGGCGAUAUGGCAAAAGGAGUUGACGGGGGAUCCAACGAUGGAAUCAGUGGCAAGAUUUCUGCUGUUGAAGAAGGCCCCCCUUAGUGCUGUAAUCGCAAAUGGAGUUAUGGUCCUUGCCGCUUUCCUACUAUCUUUACCUACUUUCGCCCUACCAACUUCGCGAGCAUGGCUCAAGGCCCACGGCUGGUUGGUGAUGGUGUGCGCACUCUUCACAAUGGUAUUGGGAUUGAUGGAAUGGGUCACAACCCUUACUACCCGGGCGAAUCUGGAGACAAUUUGGGGUCAGCAGACUCCUCAGAUCCAAAGUAUGCUUCAACAAAAGUUCAGCUGCUGUGGAUACCUGAACAGCACUUCUCCCAUGUACGUCGUAGAUAGCGUUUGCACGAGUGACAUUGUUGCAGCAUCGAAGGAAGGUUGCGUUAGCCCUUUUGCAAACUAUGCCGAGAGAUGGAUUAACCUUCUCUUCACUGCUCUUUUUGGCAUUGUUGGGAUGGAUGCUGUGCUCAUACUAUGCGCUGCGAUGCUUAUCCGGUACCGCAAGGAGCAACUGCGAUACAGGCUCAUCGAUCAGAAAUGGGGUAUGGGUAAUAUCUAAGGGAUUGGCGAGGCGUGGCUUAGUGACGGCCGGAGGAGAUUGUCUUUCCCUAUGAGCGGUGACAUUUGAAACCGGGGCUUUAUAUCAUAUGGUCAAAGCCAUAGAGCCAUGCUCUUGCCGUGUGCUUUAAUCCACCGUUCGAUGAUGGCGAGACAGGGCGGCGAGUGGGCACGUGGAAGCUGUUUGUUCGGAGGGCGUAUGGUCUCAUUUCCUUUUUAGGCUGCAUAAUACCGGUACCGUGCCAUGUCAGGCCAAUCAGCCAGCAUCCUGUGUCUGUUUCUAUCUAUCUAUCAGCGAGCUUUUUUUUUUUCCACACGUUUUUUUGUUCUCUUUUUUGCUUGUUUGUACUAUUUAUUCCGUUCGAUCCUCACCCUUUUUAUUCUUUGAGGCUAUCGUGCUUCGGUUCUUGCUGUUUGUAUCAUAUUUUUUAUCUGUAGCUUGGGCCUGCUUGCCGGCCCUUCCUUUCUUUGGUUUUUCUUUGUGGCGUUGCUCUUGUUUUGGAAGCAGUCUACUCGUACUGUAUGACAUACAGGACACUGGAGGGAGGAAGAGGUAGAUAAUUUACCAUGCGGUUGAAUAUAUCCAAAUCGAUGAUUGUUUUUACCCCUG